AUGGCCACGUUCAGGGUACACGAAGACCAGGAAAAUCGCAUUGCCGCCGAUCUGCGAGCUCGCGGCAAGAAUAGUCAAUGCGUGGUCAUGGUCAAUAACACCAUGGCACAAACCCAAGCACCAUAUCAGAACAAACGUGCCGUCCUGGGCGUCCUGCACAAUAAUUGUGUAGGAAAUAUAUCUAAACCGCAGGAGGUUUGUAAGGAUGACAAGUGUGCCAAGAUGAAAUCAGUCAUAUCAACGCAGUAUGAAAUUUUUAAAAUUUAUGAAGACAAAAAAGAAGAGCCAGUUUUUAAGAUUUAUGAGGACAAAUUGGAAGAAGAAACUUCCGUUGUACUUAGGGAUUCAAAGGAAAAGAAAGAAAUGAAAACCAAGCAAGAAAUAGGGAUAAAAAUAGAUAGAGAAGUAACAACUGUGGAAGAGAACGUCAGUGUUCCAUGUAAUCGGGCAGCGUUUCAUGAUAUCAUGGAUAUCAAUCAAAAGAAGAAACAAGAUGACAAACUUUAUUUAUCACAGAGUCCUAUGUCAUUGGAGAAAUUUACAUGCAGUAUUUCUCCCAAAAUGGAACAACAUUUAAGUCGAAGAGAUUCUAGAGGAAGUGAUAUCAUCGACACAGAAGAAUAUAGACCUGAUAUAUACAAUUACUUACGUGAAAUAGAGAGUAUACAUAGACCCAAGCCUGGUUACAUGAGAAAACAACCCGAUAUUACGUACGCAAUGAGAUCUAUUCUAGUAGAAUGGCUUGUGGAAGUGGUGGAAGAAUAUCGGUUACAAAAUGAAACAUUGUACUUGGCUGUUUCAUACAUAGAUCGUUUCCUAUCAUAUAUGAGUGUCGUGAGAGCAAAGUUACAACUUGUUGGAGCUGCUGCAAUGUUUAUCGCAGCGAAAUACGAGGAAAUUUAUGCUCCUGAUGUAGGAGAAUUUGUAUAUAUAACGGAUGAUACAUAUACUAAGAAACAAGUGUUGCGUAUGGAAAAUCUGAUACUAAGAGUGUUGGCUUUCGACGUGAGUGUGCCGACACCUCUUAGGUUCCUCAUGGAUUACUGUAUCAGUAACAACUUACCAGACAAAAUUAAGUUUUUGGCAAUGUAUUUAUGCGAACUAUCACUGCUUGAGGCGGACCCAUACCUACAAUACUUACCUAGCCACUUGGCGGCUUCUGCACUGGCGCUUGCACGGCAUACGUUGCAAGAAGAAGUCUGGCCACAUGAACUAGAGCUAUCGACCGGAUACGACCUGAAAACCCUUGGAGAAUGUAUCAACAACUUGAACAGAACAUUUUGUAACGCUCCUAACAUACAACAACAAGCGAUACAGGAGAAAUAUAGAAAUGACAAGUACGGGCAUGUAUCUCUGCUGUUGCCUCGUAGUACCGAGGUGGUAUCAUGCGAGGAUGCAAGCGAAGAGGACGAGGAAGAGAAUCCUUAGUAAAAUCCGUCAAACAGGAUGCAGGAUUGAAACACCAAACAAUUACAAAGUAUUUAAUUGGCAAUCAACAAACUUACCGUGAAGGUCAUGAAAAGUCAUGAAAAGGGGGGAGUCGAGCAAGACUGACCGAUUUAACUAAAACGAACUGAGGGCAUAUAUGAAUUGUUUCCAUUAGUCUCUCUCUAAACUAGCUGGUAUGCCAUACAAGAGUGAAUGUACGAGCUCUGAAUUUAAAUAUCCCAUAUUCUUCUCUUCCCCCUCCCGUCCCCCUAUGCUAUACUAUCUUACUUUUUUGGUCACACACGCAUAUCUUAUGCGAUGCCAAAUUCUAACAAUCUUCUAAAAUUCCGUUAUAUCAACGAGUUUAUCAUUUGGGUGACAUUAUCAUGAAAUUGCAUUUAUAUAUAUAUUUUUUUUAAGGUAUAAGAAAGAAGGAUAAGGAUACUGACUAAAACGCCAGAAUAACUCAAGUGGCUAAUUUUAUUUUUCAUUAAAUUUUAUUCAUUCAUAAAUAAGAAUUUCAGGCAAAGCCAAAAAAAUUCUAUUUAUUAUAAUAUUAUUGUUUUACGGUUGGAUAUAGGCCACCAACCAUAAACAUUUUAUUCAAGAUGUUACCCCAUAAAAUUUUGUCGUUUCGACCAUUUCUCUUCAAUCUUUGUACAGUUAUUUAUUUACGACAUUCUCGAUACCAUGUUUAGCAUAAAAUAUUUAGUUUGCUUUAUUGGAGAUAUUAUGUUCCUAUAUAUCCCCUGUACUGCAUUGUACAAGAACAUUUAUAGACUACACAUUGUGCCGUCAUAGUUUCCUCAAGGUGCAAAAUUGUUCAACGACGGUCAUAUUCUAUGAGACAUAUCUACCAUUCCACACCCAUUCAUGAUGCAUGAAUAUAAUUUUACAUUUACGGUAAUUAAUAAUACAUCUGCGACUAUGGUCGUAUCUGCACAGUAUGAUUGUUCGUAUUUUUAAUAUGCAACGCGGAAUACUUACAUGUUCAAGUCGAUAUGCAUGAAAGAAAUAUGUUCGUACAAAUUGAAAUAUAGAUAUAUAAAAAAUAUCACGAAAUCA
Molecule: messenger RNA, 2493 nt
Organism: Odontomachus brunneus
Lineage: Eukaryota; Metazoa; Arthropoda; Insecta; Hymenoptera; Formicidae
Gene: CycA
Product: cyclin-A1
Exons: 6
Coding region: 1-1428 (475 amino acids)
Biological process (GO): mitotic cell cycle phase transition; regulation of cyclin-dependent protein serine/threonine kinase activity
Cellular component (GO): nucleus; cytoplasm; cyclin A2-CDK2 complex
Molecular function (GO): cyclin-dependent protein serine/threonine kinase regulator activity
Source: RefSeq, a predicted model, not a curated record